Molecule: messenger RNA, 2514 nt
Organism: Babesia bigemina
Lineage: Eukaryota; Apicomplexa; Aconoidasida; Piroplasmida; Babesiidae
Exons: 8
Coding region: 1-2514 (837 amino acids)
Biological process (GO): transmembrane transport; monoatomic anion transport
Cellular component (GO): plasma membrane
Molecular function (GO): mechanosensitive monoatomic ion channel activity
Source: RefSeq, a predicted model, not a curated record
AUGGAGGUACAUUUUAAAACUAGGAUGGAUGACUCCGGCGUGAAGCCAUACAUGCGGGCCGAGUCCAGCGAUACCGGAAAAGAGACGGCGACAUCUCAGGCAAGUGACACUGUUGAGGAGGAGAAAGUGAGACCUGUUACCCCGAUCGAGUACGAUGAGUCGGAUGAUCCACUGUUGAAUACCAACUGGUGCCGUCCCUUGGAAUGGUUAGCGCACGAGUUCCUUCACGACAGUACGGCACUAUGGAUCUUCGCCGUGCACGUAUCCGUGUUCUUCAUCGCCAUCUGCUUCGGUCCAUUGACCCUGCCGCUGCGUGCGAAGUUCUCCAGCAGUAUGGAAUCUUUUCUGUCGGAGAGCAUGGUUGUGGAUUCGGUCGAGGCCGUGGACAUGCUCAACGACAACUUAUCGCAUUUCCAGACCAUCCGCAAUGGUCUCUGUUUCCUCUUAACAACGCUGGCUGCGUUCGCCUGCACGUUGGUUGGAGUCAUGAGUGUGAGGUACGUCGCCAUCAAGCUGCUCGUACAACCGCUGUUCUACAUUUCGCGCCUUGCGGUUGUGGUGACUUACGCCGUUGAUCCAGCCGCGGCGUAUUGUGUCUGGACUAUCGUAAACUACACCCUGUUCCGCAAGUACACCGUUCCAGUGUAUGACGGAACCUCCUUGCUGUAUUACCGCUUCGAGAUUUUCGGCGAAAGUUUCUCGAAACUGCAUGAGAUUGACCUGCGUUGCUACGCCUGGGCGAAUUCGGCAUUCCAGCUGCUAAUUCUAAUAUCGAUGAGGAAGCUUGUGCUCAGCUCGUUGCUGUUCCUCUUCGAGGUGAGCUUUUUGCCAAACUACAGCGCCGAGUUGCGGGGUUUCCUAGAGGAUCAGGCGAUGCUGCGAAGGUUCAACGUUGCAUGGUUGAAUUACGUGAACGCUGCGCGCGAUUCGGAUGACCCCAUAGUUAUCGAACGCCUGGAGCGUGCUCGCAGAGCCAUCGAUAAGCUGCCGAUGCCUGAAACGCCGAUCAUCCAUAAUCACCAAGUGUAUUAUGAUGCGAAACACUUCACGAUCUUCCGCCCGCCAAUACACUGCUGGAAGUUCCGAAAGCACAACUGUGCCGACAUGCAGCACAAGGUGAACGAGCUGCCGCAGUUCUACAAGAAACGCUGGAUCAAACAGUGUUUGACCAACGUGCUGACGAACUGGAGCGCUUUGCACUACGUGGUUCACAAUCCCUCGGAACUGCUGUUCAUGGAUUACUACGUUCCACUGGUGUCCAAGAAAACAGUGGAGGAGUACUCGCAGCUACUGUUUGAUCACAUAUACGAGACCAUGGCAGCGCUUGACCACCCUGAUGUCGUGCGGGCAUUGUCAGGCCAGCAAAGGCGUUUCCUCGUUGUGAAGCCAGCAGCGUACGAAAGCGGCGCCAGCACGUCAACUUUGGACAUGCCCAUCGACCGUUCCGUUUCAAGGCGUACGCAGCGGUUCGCGGCCGAUCCACUAAUCGCUAAAGCCCAUACGCGCCACCAUUCGAUAAGGAUGGCCUCCAAUGGAGAUGAUUCUGACGUUGCCUCCGCUGACGAAAGCAGUACCGAUUAUCAUCGCCACAACUCGAAGUUGCGACGAUCCGAUACGGACAACGACGACCGUCGUUUCAUCACGCCCAAGAUGUUUUCGCAGCUAAAUCCGUCGGUGGUAGAGGCGUUUUUCGUGGCGUACGAUAUAGGAAACUGUGGGUAUGUCAGCUCGGAGGUCUUCACGAGGAACGUAUUGUAUAUGUGCUCGCUACGUAAAAGGCUUAUGAGCGCGCUCAAGAAUCAGCGGAGCAUAUUGGGGCUGGUGAGCCGUCUUCUAAGCACUGCGUUGUGGUUCUUGAUUUUCGUCGUGUUCUUGAUGACCUUCCGGGUGAACAAGAAUAUCGUGCUUCCUUCGGUUAUCGGUUUCUUCUCCGCCAUGAUUGUAGCCCUGAGCUACAUGUACACCAGUUUCAUUACCGCCAUUAUAUUCGUGGUGCUGUCCAACCCGUACAAUGUCGGCGACCGUAUCCGCAUCGACAACGGCGAGGCAAUGUACGUGAAGUCCAUCACCACCUACAAUACGGAGUUCCGCUGCGUUCAUGAAAAGGUUAUCGCUUACCAGAAUUCGGUGCUGAGCACCAUGAACAUCAUCAACGAGACGCGUGCGCGCCAUGCGUCAACCGAAAUUGUGUUGAAGGUGGGAGCCUCCACCACGCCAGCAGCCCUGAAGCAGCUGGUUGAGAACGUCAAGAGCUUUGUAAACGGACAUCCACGCGAGUUCGUCCGUGACGGCUGUUUCGUGUACGGGUCUGAGGUCCAAGUUGGACACUAUUAUAUGGUUAAAGUUCUCGUGACCUAUCUGGACAACUGGGCUUGCCCCAAAUAUAUUUUCAAGCUGCAGAACAAGGUGAUUAUGCAGCUAGUGCAGCAGUGCAACGUGCUAGGAAUCACGUACAAGAGGCCUGUAGCUCCAGUGCAGUUCAGCGGAACGCUGAGUUAUGCCUGUAGAUCGUGA